CCACGUCCAGUGUGCUCCCGGAGGAGAGCAAGCGAGACUUGAUGGAGCAGUGCCGCCGCUUCGACGACCUUCUCAGCAGUGCCUGGCCUGUGGACAUCGGAAAACACGCGCAGGCCACAACGCUGCAGCGGCGUUGCUCCAACCCUCCCCAGAUCCCCGUCUCCGCCGACAUUCACGCCUUAUUUCGGGAGGCCACCUCGAUGGUCGCGCGGAGCACGGCUCUUUUGGAGUUCCAGGUCACCGAGAAGAACUUCGUGCAGCUCAGCGAGGCACUGCUGGCAGCCCUCGUCAUUUAUAACGGACGCCGAGCCUCCGAGGUCUCGGGAGCACCAUUCAACUGCUACCGCAACCGCCCGACCGGAGAAGCCCUCCAGAAGGAGCUCCGGGUCGUCCCCAUCUUGGACCGAGCGGUCGGAGUCCGUGAUGCCCUUCUGGAGGAUCAAAGCGGACGGCCCGAGUUCUUCCUUGUUCCCGGCGGGAAAAACAAGCGGCCCGUGGCCAUCAUCGUCCCCCGCUCGCUCCUCCCUGGUAUCGACCGACUGAACGCGACCAGAGACGCCCUCAUGAUCCCACCUCCGACCGGUGGCACCGGCGGAAAGAGGUCGCAGGAGAAGGGAAAGAAACAGCAGCAGCAGCAGCAGCAGCAGGGUGCCGAGGAGGCGGGCCCGAGUCGCAUCAACGACCUGCUCUUCCCCCGUCCAGGCUCCACGCACCCGUACGAUGUGGUGCACAUCAUAAGGCGCCUCAAAGAACGCCUCGCUAAGGAUCGCCGGCUUCAGCGUCCCGAGCUGCUAACUACGAGGACCAUAAGAACUCGCCUCGCAACUAUGGCAUCAGAGCUGCCAGAUCGCCGGGACGCUGAGGCUCUCAACGUCCAUCUGGAUCACUCCGAGGCCACGAGUGCACGUUAUUACAAGUCGGCGGAUCCGACCGCGGCUCCUCGAGCUUUCGCCGACGUGCACCGUGAUCCUCGAGACGAUCCAGUGGCGAAGCCGGCGACCCGAAGGCCGGAGGAAGGAAGUAAGGGCAGCGCAGAAGCUCCACCGACACAGACAGGGAUCCCGGCCGGACUCGCUCGAGGCAUAGCGCAGUUCGGGGCUUACGCGGCGGCAGAGACCAUCCUCGCCUCCAUCCAAAAAGCUCCGAGCCCCGCGCGGAGGAGGCGCGCCGUCACCGAGGUGGAAAGCGUCGGCGGUGGCCGGACUUUCCGGGUCUCGUACUGCGUGGAGGACGAGCCCGAGACGUCCGGCAGAAGAACAGCUCCGCAGUGUCCGUCGCCCACGGGGUCCGUGCCGGGUCAUCCCUCAGGCGUGAAGGUUGAGGACGACGAGGAAGUCGAUGCCCCUACCCAGUUCCGGAGGUGGACUCAGUCAGAAACGGAUCAGCUGAAGGAAGUCUUCCACGAGUUCCUGGUUGAGAACCGGAUACCCACUCGGGCCGAGAUUCUGACCCGGAUAGGCCUCGGCAUGUGUCCGCAGGGUAGGUCCCUCGCCUCCAUCCGCGGCCAACUUUUUAAGAUUCGAGCCGAAGCUCAGCAGAACCGAUAGGCAGAUAUGUAUUUUCAUGUACAUAUACAUGUAUGUAUAUUAAGUUAUGUACGUAUCGCUUUGUAUUUUGCUUUGUCUUAUAUCUGUUUAAAAUCUGUAUAUAUCUGUGUGUAAAUAAUUGGAAAAAAGAGAGAAAUGAGAGAAAAUGUAUUUUCAUGUACAUAUGUACAUAGUUCAUAGUUUCAUGUACAUGUAUGUAUAUAAGUCGUGUAUAUAAAUUGCUUUGUACUUUGUUUUGUCCUAUAUCUGUUUAAAAUCUGUAUAUAUCUGUGUGUAAAUAAUUGGAAAAAAAGAGAGAAAUGAUGAUAUGUAUUUCCGUGUACAUAUACAUGUAUGUAUAUAAGUUAUGUAUAUAAAUUGCUUUGUAAUUUGUUUUGCCUUAUAUCUGUAUAAAAUCUGUAUGCAUCUGUAUGUAAAUGAUUGGAAAGAAAGAAAGAAAUGAUGGAAAAGAAGAGGAAACAGAAAAGGAAGAAAAGAAAAACGCAAAGAAAGAAGAA
Molecule: messenger RNA, 2044 nt
Organism: Bemisia tabaci
Lineage: Eukaryota; Metazoa; Arthropoda; Insecta; Hemiptera; Aleyrodidae
Source: RefSeq, a predicted model, not a curated record